Haliotis rufescens (red abalone) is the source of this 1260-nucleotide messenger RNA. Its product is annotated as transmembrane protein 216-like. Bases 40 to 486 code for a protein of 148 amino acids. NCBI's taxonomy places the organism in Eukaryota, Metazoa, Mollusca, Gastropoda, Lepetellida, Haliotidae. Gene Ontology annotation, cellular component: ciliary transition zone. The transcript has 6 exons. Gene Ontology annotation, biological process: non-motile cilium assembly. The record is from RefSeq and is a predicted model, not a curated record.
UGACUGAAACAAUCCCGCAGAUAAUGUAGCUUCCCAAAAAUGGCGGCAGCUCAAAACCAACAACAACAGAGGGGUCGAGUCCAGGUGGUUAGAUCAUCCCUGCCAUACCAAAUACUUCUCUACCUCAAUGGAUGGUAUUUUGCAUUUUUCUUCAUUGCCGAAAUUCUAAUCUAUGUAUUUAAAGGUGAGACAUUGCCGUAUGCCACCAAUACACUGGCGGCAGAGGUGAUUCUGGUCUUCCUACUGGCUGGAGUCGAGGCACUUCGACUGUUCUUCGGUCAAAAGGGCAACCUAACAGAACAGACUGUUGGUGUCAUCGUGUGUGUUCUGCUGAGUAUCCCUGCUCUGUUUGGGGCUCUGUUCAUUAUACUGUGGCAGACAUAUGUGCUCCGGGUGGAGGUGAUACUGGCAGCCAUACAACUAGCUCUCAUAGGAUUGGAGCUUAUCUUCAGCAUAAUCUCCAUCAUCACAUUUGCCAGAUCCUGAGGUGUCUUCCAAUUGUGAGCCAGACUGAUGUGCAUGUGCAGGUGGAUGGCAGGGGGAGGACAUUCCAUUAUAUCCGUCCAGUAUACAAUGUAUGGUGUACCUGAUGUUGCUGCUACAAGGACAGGUUGUGGACAGUUUAUGGUCAUCAUUCCAUUGAGAUAACAUCAAGGCCUCGGAGAUCACUGUCAUUCAUUCUCAAUAAUCUGAGGAAGUCAAUAUUUGAAAAGUCACUACUUUGUACUCAUUAUUUGUCACCGUGGGCAACAUGAUUUCUAAGGCCACAUUGUGUAUAUUUUAUGAUUUUGCAGAUUAACUUGGGAAGUUUAAUAUAAAAAUUGAAAUCAAUUUGUGAAUAUGUAUAUCAGAAGUUCUUGUUUUGUUCUUUGUAUUAGAUUUUUCAAAUCACCAGUGAGUAUGUUGUUCCUUUUAUACUUUUACUGCUGAUUAUAUUGUCAAUUGAAGACAUAUACAAAAAUUCAAGUAUUUUGCUUGGUGACUUUUUGUUGUGGUCAGUUGAACUAUAAACAUCAAGUGUAUUGUAAAUUGUGUUUACAUUUGUACAUACUUCAUCAGACAUCCCUCCAGCUAUACUUGUAGCUCUGUUUCAAGAAGUGUCAUAAUCUCAGAGGUGUGCCAACCCAGAAAGCAGGCGAGAAACAGUGACGGUUGCAUAUUCUACGCAACUGACUACAACAUACUUUUCUGACUAUCUGUUAGCAUGGUUAGUGUACAAUUUAAAUAAUGUACCUGUUUAAUAAACUACUUUUAUAUGUU